GACGAGUUGACGCCUAUUUUCGUAAAAGUCUCUGCGCUUGUUUUCUGAGGAAGGCAGUCCUCCGUCGCCAAGAUGAAGCCGAUCGUGGGCGCGAUGCAAGCCUGGUCUUGCGUCGUCAUCUCGAUAUUUGCCAUCAUCAUUCUGUCCGUCCUCGGCUUCCUCUUCAAGAACAACCAUCCUGAGCUCGUUGGCGGCGAUGAGGAUCCCGAAAACGGGCCGGAAGUUGCGGCCACCGUCUUCACCGCCGUCAUCAUCUACGCUGGCUUCCUCAUUUUCUGUGGAUUGCAGGGUCUGCUUCAUCUACGCGAGAACCGGAGAGGCGCCAUCGCACUAUAGACUUGACAUGGCUCGGUUUGCUCUUCCUGAAUACGGCGUUUGAGGGUUCUGCUUAGAGACUUCGCUCUGACUUUUCGGCUUGCGGGAUGCAGUCCUACUGUGUAACACAUAUGGUUCAACAUGGCGUUUUUUGGCGGGCGGGUUAAGUGAGGCAAGAGAGUUGUUGUUCCAUCGCUUCUCUUUCUCGGGUCACCGCUUGAUGGACCUCCUGGGCCUUGGAGCGCGCCUAUGCUUGCGCCAAAGAGAAGUCAGGGGCCUGCUAUGCUGAUGCGCUCGACCGGAUCGAGUACCAGGGGGGAACGGUCCUGACGCACUCCUUGUCUUAGCGAAUCUCUGAUGGCCUGGCUGGC
Molecule: messenger RNA, 686 nt
Organism: Thermothielavioides terrestris NRRL 8126
Lineage: Eukaryota; Fungi; Ascomycota; Sordariomycetes; Sordariales; Chaetomiaceae
Exons: 3
Coding region: 73-336 (87 amino acids)
Source: RefSeq, a predicted model, not a curated record